CGUCAUAUUGCGCUGUAAACAUGGCGCCGUCCAGGGAUCGCAACGUGAGAUUGGGGGAAUCUGACCAGGGAAAAAGCAAAAAAUCGCCUAAAACAGAAAUAAACAGUAAAGUAGAUCUUGUUCUUGAGAGCAGGAAACACGCAAACGCCGUCUUUGAUAUUCUUGAGUAUCUACAGGCAGAGAAAGAAGAUGAAGUUGUUUGUGCCGUCAAUGCCUGUAACAAGAUGUUUUGUGCCUUGUUGGAGAGAGGAGAUCUUUUUAUUGGUCAGUUACCGAAGGAGGAGGAAACGCUGGUGACAGCUAAUUACAGUGCUGAAGAGAAGUACAAGAUGUGGAUGAGACACCGCUACAACAGCUGUGUGGAGCAGCUGCAGGAUCUCAUGAUCCAUGAAGCAUACCGGGUCAGAGAGUGUGCUCUGUGCACACUAAUGAAGUUGGUGGAAAAAGAAGGCAAAGCCCCAUUAAUUGCUGUAGACUGGGAUGAACACUACAACUUCCCUCGGGAGCAUUUGAAAUCAGUUGUGGAACGGCUGUUGUCCAAAGAAGAGGACAUGUCUCUCCUGAUCUCCAGGUUUCAGGAAUUCCUGGAUUUUGAAGAUGUGCGGUAUUACGUCAUGGGAUUUGUCACUGAGAAUGUGGCUAAAGUGAUGCAGAAAACAAAAGAGGCAGUGCCACUAUAUCAGAACAAUGUUUUCACCCUAAUGACAAACAUCACUAUGCCCAGCCAGCAGACAGAUUUGGUCAACUUCCUGGUAAAACAGGAAGCAAAACACGAGGAUUGGAAAGCAGCAAAACUGAAAGAUCACAGACGGGUCUUUGAACGGAUGUGGCUUGGCUUUUUGAAAUACAAGUUGCCAAGCGGGAUGUAUAAAAAAGUCCUGGUCAUACUCCAUGACUCCAUUCUGCCACACAUGAGCAAGCCAGCCCUGAUGAUAGACUUCCUCACAGCGGCCUAUGAUGUUGGAGGAGCAAUUAGUCUUCUGGCCUUAAAUGGCUUGUUUGUCCUCAUCCAUGAGCACAACCUAGACUACCCAGACUUUUACAAGAAGCUUUACAGUCUCUUGGAGCCAUCCAUAUUCCAUGUGAAGUACAGAGCACGUUUCUUCCAUUUGGCCAACCUUUUUCUCUCCUCAAGUCACCUGCCAGUGUACCUGGUGGCGGCCUUCGUCAAGAGGCUGUCCCGCCUGGCGCUGACCGCGCCCCCCGCCGCCCUGCUCAUGAUCAUCCCCUUCAUCUGUAAUCUGAUUCGCCGGCACCCCAGCUGUCGGGUCCUCAUCCACCGGCCCAGUGCUGCGGAGGCGACGUGUGAGGAUCCUUAUGUCAUGGAGGAGACAGAUCCAGUCCUGUGCCACGCCAUGGAGAGCAGUCUUUGGGAACUGCAGACCCUGCAGAAGCACUAUCACCCGGACGUAGCGAAAGCAGCUGCUGUGAUCAACAAGCCUCUGUCUGAGCUGGAGGACGACCUCAACGAGGUGCUGGAGUUGUCUGCAUAUGAGAUCUUUGAGAGGGACCUGAAGGCCAAGGCCGGCCCUGUGCCACUGGAGUUUGAGCCAGCCAAGGAGCUCCUGAACAGGCCUGGGGAGGUUGUAGGGCAGCAUUUCACUUUGGAAUAGACAUCAGCUUUUUUUAAAGUACUUCGAUUACUCUUCUAAUUAUACAGAUCAGAAAGGAUGACCAUGUCAAUUUUAGUGCUAAAAUAAAUUUGUAACAAAAAAAUAAAUCUGCCAUGAUUCUUACUUUUUAUUUUUCCAAUGAACAUGAAAUACUGAAGCAAUGAAUUAAAGGAUGCACACCAAAAAAUCAAAGAAGAAACAGUAAUAUGAGAGAAACCAGUCCAGGUCAGAGAAUAGUUCAGGGUGUGUACAAUGGAAACAAGAAGCUUUAAUUACGUCGGGAGAAGUCCAUGUGGUUUGUUGUUUUCUCUGAUUUACAAAAAUAAAUGUAAUAUGGAAGAUGCAUAGUCUUUUUAGGGUAUCAGUAUAAAACUUGCAGAUUUUAAUGUUUUUGUACUUCUGUGUUUUAAGAUGUGGCAGGCAAGUCUUGCACAAUUGUUCAUGAAAUAUGUUUUUCUUCUUACUGUACAUUAUCUGUCUCGGAAUGUAGACAUUUUUAAGUCCUCUUUCUUCAGUUUCAGCAAUCUGCGUAAUUGCUGUCUCCACUGGGCAUAUUUAAUUAUUUUUCUGAGAGAAAAAUAGUUCAGUCAUUUUUCUCAGGCGUCUUUUGUCUAGUUAAUCAAAAACAUAGACCAGUCAUGCCAGUGGGCACCUGGGUAGACCAGUAAGAAUCUGGGAACCUCGACAUGGAAACAGAAAUGAAAUCACAGAUUCCAGAAUCUCUCAAGGGAGACUUGAUUUUAAGAUGCUCAUUAUUCCCAUGUUCCCAUAUAUGAGGGCAAGCACAAGGCUUAUUUCUCAUCGGUUUCCUGAUCUUGGCAAGAUGCAGGAAAGGGAUUGUUAAUUCCAAUUGGUCCAGUCCUUUUUUUAGUUUCAUGAGUGUAAGUGUCUUUUUGUAGAUGCUAUGUCGGCUAAUAUAUAAAUUGUAUGUACCUAUACAGCACAUGUACUAAAAUGGAAAUUCUUCUCAGUGCCUGUAGUUUAAAUAUUUUACAAAUGUGAGCAUUAAAUAUUCCCUAACUCCCUCUUAAAGAAUAUAAUAGAUAUUAUAUUCUGUCCUAUCCUGGGCUGAAGUGUGAGCUGCUCAACCCGGCCUCAGUAGAUCACUGCUCUCACAACUAUAGUAAAAUAAUGUAGCUUCCAUUAUGUUUGCUUUCCUUUGUGUUCUGGGGCACUGCUGGUGUUGGUGUUGUUGAUGUUGCAGACUCCUAUUUGACUCCUAUAGACUCCUUCUAUGAAUUGGCUACAUUACUCUGC
Lepisosteus oculatus (spotted gar) is the source of this 2870-nucleotide messenger RNA. RefSeq names its product nucleolar complex associated 4 homolog (gene noc4l). Lineage: Eukaryota; Metazoa; Chordata; Actinopteri; Semionotiformes; Lepisosteidae. The record is from RefSeq and is a predicted model, not a curated record. Gene Ontology annotation, cellular component: nucleolus; Noc4p-Nop14p complex; small-subunit processome. Gene Ontology annotation, biological process: ribosome biogenesis.